AUGCAAUUGAAGAAUUUUGGGGAAUUUGAAUCAUGUGAAAGUUUAAAUGAAAUCAUUUUAGGAAACGAAAUCACCAAAAUUACUUCAUAUUGCUUUGCAAAUACAAACAUAUCGAGUAUAAUACUUCCAGAAUUAUUAGUAUCCAUAUAUUAUAAUGCUUUCGCAAAUUGUACAAAUCUAAGAGCAGUCAUAAUUCCAAGAUCUGUGAAUUAUCUCGGAGGCCAUUGUUUUCCACCUUCCACCUUAGUUACUUUUGCUGAAGGUUCAUCCUUAAUCCAAGAUGAACAAGGUCUAGUUUAUAGCAGACAAACAGAACUUGUUUUAUAUCUUCGUGAUAAUUAUUCAUAUACCAUCCCUUGGUUUGUAGAGUCACUCGGAAACGGAGUAUUCAGUGAAAAUUAUCAAUUGAAAUCAAUUAUUUUUGAAGAUAAUUCAGUCGUUAAAUCUAUUGGAAAGAAUUCAUUUGCCAAUUGCCCAAAUUUGACAUACAUUAUUAUCCCAGAUUCUGUAAUGGUUAUUAAAGAUAGUGCAUUUACGGGUUGCACUUCUUUGAAAAACUUUAAAUUUGGACCUAAUAUACAAUCAAUCAAUUAUAAAGCCUUUGAAAAAUGCAUAAAUAUUGAAACAAUCGAAUUUUCUGGUGGCCAAAAUACAACAAUUUCGAAUUAUGCUUUCUUUGACUGUAAUAAUCUCAAAAAUAUUAUUUUUUCAAAUAAUAUAACAGCGAUUCAGAGUUCAUGUUUCUUGAAUUGUUUGUCGUUGAGAGAAAUUGUUUUCCCGUCAUCGUUAGAGAAUAUUGAUACAUAUGCAUUCAGUAACACAGGAAUCACUAACAUCACAUUCCCAAUUGACUCUAAACUUACAUCUAUUGGUAUGGGUUGUUUCAGCAAAUGUUAUAAUCUUUCACACAUCACACUUCCUCCAAAUGUCAAACAGAUCGGCUCCAACUGCUUCGAGAACACGAACAUCACAACUUUCACAGUUCCAAAUCGCACAGAGUACAUGUCAGACUACGUCUUCAAAGGAUGCAAAAAUCUCGUCAAGUUCACAAUCCCACAAGACUGCUCUCUUCGAAACAUCGGCAACUUGUUCUUCGACGGAUGUUCAUCUCUUUCUGUCAUCGAAUGUCCACGAAGUGAAUACUUCUCAGUCGAUGUCGGUGCUCUUUACAACAAGUCGGAGACAGUCCUCUUCUGCUUCCCUCCAGCGUCAUAUAUCAAGUUCUUCAACCUCCCACAGACACUCCGAACUAUAUCAUCAGGCGCAUUCAUCGGAUGCAGAAAUCUGAUCAGCAUCUCUAUCCCAGACGACUCCGUUCGUACCAUCAAACAAUAUGCAUUCGCGAACUGCUCUUCACUGACAUCGAUCAACAUCCCUAAGUGCGUCGAAAACGUCGAGAGUUCUAUCUUCUUCGGAUGUGAUCAUCUUCGAUGUGGUGUCAUCAUCGAGAACAGGUCAAUCUCAUUCAUUCGAAAAAUCAUAUCAGAAUGUCUUCUUAACCCUAAAGCUAUAUACUCAUGUGACUUCCUUACAUGUCAAUGCAGAAUCAUCAACGCCGAAAUCACAAAAUCACUUCUCUAUGCAUUCACUAUUAUUCUAUACAUUGGACUGUUAUAA
This is a messenger RNA of Trichomonas vaginalis G3, 1617 nucleotides long. Its product is annotated as antigen BSP-related family. The coding region runs from base 1 to 1617 and encodes 538 amino acids. The record is from RefSeq and is a predicted model, not a curated record. The transcript has a single exon. Lineage: Eukaryota; Parabasalia; Trichomonadida; Trichomonadidae.